Haliotis rufescens (red abalone) is the source of this 711-nucleotide messenger RNA. RefSeq lists its product as uncharacterized. The coding region runs from base 321 to 653 and encodes 110 amino acids. The record is from RefSeq and is a predicted model, not a curated record. The transcript is spliced from 3 exons. NCBI's taxonomy places the organism in Eukaryota, Metazoa, Mollusca, Gastropoda, Lepetellida, Haliotidae.
UCGAGGGGGCGUAACUUCAUUCGGCGAUCUCACAGGAUUAGAGUAGCCCCCCUUUGACAAGGGGGUCGUAUAAAGUUUAUUUUGAGUAAUAAAUGCUGGUGUUCGUACAUAAAUGCGACAUGUGUCAGGUUUGAUAUCUCCAUCUGCUCAGAGGGUUGAGAGGGUUUCAUCUGGACGGCUACGAGAUUCUACUACUUUCUCGCGAGAUUCAUGACGUCGCCUUGACGACGAUUCACUCUUGAUCUAAACGGUCAUCGCCAUUGCUGUCACUGAACUUGUCACACUCAGUAUUCAUCACUUGUCUACGUUGUAUUGGGAUCAUGUCUACCUACGCUAAUAUGAACCAGUACGAUAAAGAUCUGAUCAUCAGAUUCCCCCUGAACUUUGAUAUCUGGGCCCCUCCCCGCCAACGUGCUACGUGCCGAUACUUCACCAUCCUUGACCCCCUGUCUGAACUGCCCGCCUCCCACACCCCUACCCCCGUGUCCACCUCCGUGUCCCUCACCAGCCCCACCCUCCCUGAUGCCUCCCACUUCGAAGAGAUUGACCUCCACGAGGAAGUCACACAGCCCCAGUCCACUGGGAGAACCAUCAGAUCUCGUGUGACCGGCUUCUUCAGGAGUGUGUUCCGUGCUCGCAAGAUGGACGCUUGAAUCAGUGACAUCUUGUGACAUUGUCUUAUUUAGAUCACAGUGCUCUUUAUAUUUUAGA